Hevea brasiliensis (rubber tree) is the source of this 1336-nucleotide messenger RNA. RefSeq names its product protein LEAD-SENSITIVE 1. The record is from RefSeq and is a predicted model, not a curated record. The coding region runs from base 289 to 1071 and encodes 260 amino acids. The transcript has 2 exons. Lineage: Eukaryota; Viridiplantae; Streptophyta; Magnoliopsida; Malpighiales; Euphorbiaceae.
UCAUCAUCAUUAUCCCCACCACUCGCAGCUUUAACCCAAAAAAACCUGAAAUGGCUACCUAUUUCUUUUUAUUUUAAUCAUAAAAAAUCCAAAAAUAAUUAUAUGGAGCUUUUGGUAAAGGUUGUUGAGCAGAUUCCUUUGGAUGCCAAUUAUAUUUUGCCACAAUGUCCAUUUAUUAGCUGAAAGCGACUAUUUUGUUGGCUUUGGAGAUGAUUUGCAGUGCGACUGCUGAUUAGUGCAACUUGCAAAUAAGGUGAACAGAGUCCAGCACCGGCGGGGAGGGAGAAUAUGGGCCUGCUCACCCACAGAGUGGAGAGAAGUGAAAUCAAGCCAGGGGAUCACAUCUACACUUAUAGAGCUGUAUUCACUUACUCUCACCAUGGUAUCUUUGUUGGCGGAAACAAGGUGGUCCAUUUUACACCCAGGCAGAAUAUAAAUUCAAGCUCUGAUACAUCUUCCGAUUUCUAUGAUUCAAUGACUAGCAUUCCCUCAUCCUGUAAUAUUCCUGACUGUGGAUUCAGGCAACCCAAUAGUGGGGUAGCCCUCUCCUGCCUGGACUGCUUCCUUGGAAAAGGAUCCCUUUACUGCUUUGAAUAUGGGGCAACCCCCUCUGUCUUUCUAGCAAAAGUACGGGGAGGUACAUGCACCACUGCUGCUUCUGAUCCACCAGAAACAGUUAUCCACCGAGCUAUGUAUCUUCUUCAAAAUGGAUUUGGUAAUUAUGAUGUUAUGGGGAACAACUGCGAGGAUUUUGCUCUGUACUGCAAAACAGGUCUUCUGGUAAUGGACAAGCAGGGAGUUGGAAGAAGUGGUCAAGCUUCUUCAGUCAUUGGUGCUCCAUUAGCUGCUCUCCUGUCGUCCCCUUUAAAGUUGCUAAUGCCAAGCCCUGUUGGUGUUGCCACAGUAACAGCUGGAAUGUACUGCAUGAGCAGAUAUGCUACUGAUAUAGGUGUUCGGAGUGAUGUAAUCAAGGUUGCUGUGGAAGAUCUGGCUGUGAACCUUGGUUGGGCAGAUCAUCAUGAGGAAGUCAAUGAGGAUAUUGAGGCCUCACACAGAUUGAUUACCGGGUGACAUUGAUUUCAUCUUUCUUCAUGUGAGGCUAUUCACUAUCAACUAAUAAGAAUUUGUCCAUGUUAACAAAAAUUCUGAAAUGGAAAUUCAUUGUUUUGUUUAUUUCAUUGCAAGUUAGAACAUGUUAGAUUAUGUCCUAAAAUGUUAAAUGAUAAUCCCCUAGUGUGAUCUGUUCUAGGUUGUUAUUGACUUCUGAAAUCCAAUCUGUUUCCUAGAGUGGUUUGCAAAGCUAAUGGAACAUCAGAGGAUAUGGCUGAUGCUACUA